Drosophila virilis is the source of this 1047-nucleotide messenger RNA. It is a transcript of the gene NijA, whose product is annotated as Ninjurin A. Lineage: Eukaryota; Metazoa; Arthropoda; Insecta; Diptera; Drosophilidae. Gene Ontology annotation, cellular component: membrane. The record is from RefSeq and is a predicted model, not a curated record. Gene Ontology annotation, biological process: tissue regeneration; cell adhesion.
AGUUGGGGCCAGUUGUUCGGCCAAUAGCGUGCCAGGCGGUUGUGAUGCGCGCACGAAUUUUCGCUUGAAGAGAUAUUAUCAAAUAAAUUCUGAUAGAUACACGACAGCAUAACGGAUAAAGCAAACAAAGAAAAAGCAUUUUGUAUUCUUUAUUUUGCCUUGGCAGCGCAUUAAAAUUCAUUUCAGACUCAAUUAAACACGCGUAAGAUUAAUUGUAAAAUUGUAAAAUGAGCAACUCACAGCAUAUUACGCUCGACUUGGACACGAUGUCCGCGGACAAAACUCCAGCGAAAAAUCAAGUUAAUCACAAUGAGGCCGUGGAUGAUGAGAUCGAUGGACGUAAAGUGCGCAUACCUCGAGCAGUGCCCGAAAUCGAUGAUGAUGAUGAUGAACGACCAUAUGCGAAUGGCGUCAAUACCGGCGUGGAUGAUGGCCUGCUAGGCAAUGGCGAUGGAGCUGGUAAUGGUGGAGCCACAAUGCCCAUGCCGAAUGGCGGGCGACGUCGCAGCGUCGGGUAUCCGGGCUAUGAUGGCACCGGCUUUGUGAACAUCAAUGGCGUGGAGACGCCCAUACCGGAUGUGAAUGCGUAUCAGCAUAAGAAGACGCUCGCCCAGGGCAUGAUGGAUCUGGCCCUGCUGUCGGCCAAUGCAAAUCAGUUGCGUUAUGUGCUGGAAACCAGUAACCAGCAUCCGUAUUUUUAUCCCAGCCUAUUGUUCAUAUCGGUGAGCAUCAUAUUCCAGAUAGCUGUCGGUGUUGGACUUAUAUGGAACGGCAGGUUCAAUAUCAGGAACGAACAGGAAAUAUGUCGUGCCAAUAAAAUUAAUAAUUACACAGUCAUUGGCAUAUUUAUUGUAACAGUUGUGAACGUUUUAAUAUCGGCCUUUGCUGUGGCUGACCGAGCACCCGCAACGACAACGUAGCCGCACAAUUUACGAUUAGAACUUUUAGAAAUUAUAUAUUUAGGCAAAUACUCACAAUUUUUACAAAAGCACUUUUCCCAUUUUUAUAUUUCUAUGCCAUUGUGAUAAAUAAAUUGAAAGUCAUCGA